AUGUCUGGAAAGGGUAAAGGUGGUGAUGAAGUUAGUGCUGAUUUCUACAUUUCAUGCCACAUAGACUCUGAGUUUCGCUACAACCUCUUCACUGUUUUCUACAGCAUCGUUUUCAUUCUGGGCUCUGUUGCCAACUGCUAUGUGCUCUGGAUUUUCAGCCGUAUUUACCCCACCAAGAAACUCAGUGAUAUCAAGAUUUUCAUGGUGAACCUGACAGUAGCUGACCUGCUCUUCCUGUUUAUGAUGCCAACGUGGAUUAUUUACUAUCACCGCCAUGGAGACUGGACCAUGCCUGAGUUCCUCUGUAGUGUGGCUGGCUGUUCAUUUUUUGUUAACACCUACGCUUCUGUUGCCUUUCUGAUGGCCAUCACAUACAACCGUUACCAAGCCGUGACUAAUCCCAUUAAAGCUGCUCAGCUUACCACCCAGAGAAGGGGUAUCUACGUAUCGGCAGCUAUCUGGAUCGUAAUAGCGGGCAGCUCUUUAUAUUACCUCUUUGAUGAUAAUACUAAUCAGGUGGAGAUCAACUCGAAGAAUUUCACACGGUGUUUUGAGAACUAUGACUCUUCUAGCAGUGUUACAGCUGUUCUUGCUAUUCAUGUAAUCAUCUGCAUCCUCUUCUACAUAACUUUCCUUUUUAUGCUAGGCUGGAACAUUAUCAUUAUCAGGACCCUGUUCUCCAAAUCAGCACAGCCACGGAAGAGUGCUCAGGUCAAGCAAAGGGCGCUCUGGAUGGUUUGCACGGUGCUGGCUGUGUUCAUCGUAAGCUUUGUACCUCACCACAUCGUGCACCUGCCCUGGACCCUGACUGUUCUGAAGCAGUGGAAGAAGGAAAACUGUCACUUGCACCAACAACUCAACGAUGCUCACCAGGUGACUUUGUGUCUCAUGAGUAUGAACUGCAUGUUGGACCCAAUCAUCUACUGCUUCCUCACCAAGAAGUUCCAGAAGCAUCUUUCAGAAAACCUGAAAAGCAUGAAAGGGAGCCGCAAGUGCUCCAGGCAAACUACGGACACAGUGAUUGAGGGCACCAUUCACCAAGAUGAUGCCAUCAGGAUCUAG
This is a messenger RNA of Tauraco erythrolophus (red-crested turaco), 1062 nucleotides long. It is a transcript of the gene PTAFR, whose product is annotated as platelet activating factor receptor. Gene Ontology annotation, molecular function: platelet activating factor receptor activity; G protein-coupled purinergic nucleotide receptor activity. Gene Ontology annotation, biological process: chemotaxis; G protein-coupled receptor signaling pathway. Gene Ontology annotation, cellular component: membrane. The record is from RefSeq and is a predicted model, not a curated record. Lineage: Eukaryota; Metazoa; Chordata; Aves; Musophagiformes; Musophagidae.